AUGGCUUCCAACUAUAUCACCAAGGUUGCCAUCGUCGGAGCUGGUGGCAACAGUGGUAGCUUCAUGGCCGAAGCUCUGCUAAAGACUGGCAAGCACACCGUUACCGCUUUGACAAGAGAGGGGAGCCAGAGCAAGCUGCCACCCGGAGUGAUCUCAAAGCCCAUCGACUACAGCAACAUCGAGACCAUUGUCGAGGCCCUGAAGGGUCAGGAGGCUUUUAUAAUUACACUCCCCGGUCAGGCUCCUGAAGGAACUGAGCUGAACUUGGUCAAGGCUGCCGCCAAGGCGGGUGUGAAAUGGAUCCUGAAUGACUGGUGCCCGGACACCCUGAAUGAGGAGUUGGUUCGGGAUGUUCCUAUCUUCCAGCCUAAAGUCGCCAUUCGCAAGUCUAUCAGCGAACUUGGAGUGAGCAACUAUAUCAGUAUUUCGACUGGUUUCUGGUAUGAAUGGAGUUUGGCGAUCCCGGCAGCAUAUGGUAUCGAUUUGCUCAACCGCACUGCCACACUCUUUGACGAGGGUGAUGUCAAGAUCACGACGUCGACCUGGCCCCAGGUUGGUCGCGCCGUGGCUGCUAUCCUCAGCCUACCAAUCAAGGCCCAGGGCUCUCUGGCCUCCCUUGAAAACCUCAAGAACCAGGUCGUAUACAUCAAGUCUUUUACUGUCAGUCAAAAGGACAUGCUGGAGUCUGUCUAUCGGGUGACUGGUACGAAUGAGGCAGACUGGACCAUCACCAAAGAGUCGUCCAGCGAGCGGUAUGCUCAGGGUACGAAGGAGAUGUAUGGGGGUAGUCGUGAAGGGUUUGCCAAGAUGCUCUAUACUCGUGUGUUCUACCCAGAUGGAUGUGGUGAUAUCGAGCACAAGGGUACGAUCAACGCACUGCUCGGUCUGCCGGUUGAGGACAUCGAUGCGGCGACGUUGGUUGCUAUUGACCGAGCUAAGAACUAUCCCUGGAGCUGA
This is a messenger RNA of Penicillium daleae, 957 nucleotides long. RefSeq names its product aromatic alcohol reductase. Bases 1 to 957 code for a protein of 318 amino acids. The record is from RefSeq and is a predicted model, not a curated record. The transcript has 4 exons. NCBI's taxonomy places the organism in Eukaryota, Fungi, Ascomycota, Eurotiomycetes, Eurotiales, Aspergillaceae. Gene Ontology annotation, molecular function: oxidoreductase activity.